UAAAAAAUUGCUCUAAUCUUCCUAACAAACCUCCUUCAACUUCGGACUUCGUCAAAAACCAAACGUUCUCUCCCAUAAAAAACAGGGAUUUCAACACGUAGCACACAAAUGUUUAUCUAAAUCUUUUGGCCACAAUGUCUUGACUCAUUUUUAUUGGCUCACAAUGCUUUUCCUAGUGUUAUAUGUGUCUACACUAUAUAUUAAUCUUUGAAAUUCAGAGGUUUUCUAGGAUACAGUUUGUUAAGGUUUUUAUGUGGUUUCUUUCUACUUUUUUUUUCCCUUGUUUUUUUUUAUAUAAGAACGAAGAUUUGAUCUUUAGGAUAUUUUUAAAGAUUUGUACAUUUGGGGUCUAUAUAUUUUGGACACCAAAACCCCCCUUAAAAGUUAUAACCAUUUAUCCUUUAUUUUCUUGUUCUUGAAAGAAACCUCAUAGAUUGGCCAUUGUAUCCAAGAAUUGAUCAACAAAUGGGAAAAUUUGCGGAGGAGGAGGUUAGGCAUAUGAAAGAGGUAGCUCAUGAAGCUCAGGCAAUGGAUUUACUAUGCAAUUUCAAGAAAAGGGUUCAUGAACUAGAAGCUGAAGUAGCAAAUAGACGAUUAACGGAGUCCAAAAUAUUCGAUUCGUUGGCCUCACAGACAAGGGAAUUUGAGCUAACUAAGAUUGAACUUGAAGAAUCCAAAGUUGAGAUAUCUUUACUACAUGAAGAGAUUGAAUCACUACUGGCUUCAUCUGAGCAAAAUCGCUGGCGUUGUGAUGGUUCUUGUAGUGGAAAGAUUGCUUUAGAGAAGGAACUUGGAUGCCUCAGGUUUGAACUUGGAUUAGCGAAGGCGAAUUUAGCUAUGAUCCAAGAAAGAGAGAGGUUUGCUUCAUCAAAAGCUAAGGCAUUGAGCGAUGAGAUAAAUUUGGUUAGAAAUGAACUUCAAUUUGCAACUUAUGCAGAAGAAAAAAGCCAAAAGGCCUUGGAUGAUUUAGCGUUAGCGUUGAAAGAGAUUGCUGCUGAAGCUUAUGAGGCCAAGGAGAAACUCAGUGCUUCUCAAUUAGAACUCGAACAAGUUAAAGAUGAGGCAGGACAAUUGAAACAAAUGGUUAGAAACGCGGAGGCUAGAUAUCAAAAGCUUUUGAAUGAGGCGAAAAAGGAAAGUGAACUACAUAGAGAAACAGCAGCUGAGCGUAUAAAGAAAGCUGAAGAAGAAAAGAAGCUAGCUCAGGAUGAGGCUGCUACACUCGCGGAGUCUCUUAAAGCAGCUGAGCGUAUCACUAGAGCAGCUAAGAGAGAAGUUUACAAAUUAAAGGGCAUAUUGAAGCAGGCUAUAAAUGAAGCAGACGCUGCAAAAACUGCAGCUGACCUAGCUAGAGAUGAGAACAUUCAACUCAAGGAUUCUAAAGCUGAAAAGGAGGAAUCAGUUCGUGUACUUACUCAAGAGAAUGAACGACUUGGGAUUAAUGAAGUUGCAGCUCAAGAAAAAGUCAAGAAGUUAAAAAGGUUGCUCUCUUCAUCAGCACUCAAAACCGAGGAUAGGGAGCAAGAAGUGGAGCAUUAUGAGGAUCUCCAUAUCAAGAACACUUCCAGCAGUGUAAAUCUGCAACAAGAACAAGAAAAUUUAGAAGCCAAAAUCCAAGAUGAGAAUCUCGAAAUGGCCAAGGCACUUGAGGACACAAUAUUUGAAAUAAAUGAAUCACCAAAAUCAGAGCUCCAUAUAUCAAAACAAGUAUCUCAUCAUCGGAGAGCAUCCUCGUUUGCCUUCUCAGAUGAUACAGGAACACUAGAAACAAAAGACUUGAGCAUGUCUUUGAGCAAAUCUUCGUCAUCACUCAAUACCAAGGAUAAGGAGCAAGAAGAGGAACUCCAAGUUACGAAAAAGCUCAAGUUGCAACAAGAACAAGAAGAUUUGAAAGAGAAAAUCCAAGAUAAGGAUCCUGAAAAGGCUGAAACACUUGAGAGGUCAAUAAUUGAAUCACCAAAACCCGAGGCAGAUCCCCAUACACCAGAAAAGGUUCCUCAUCACCGGAUAGAUUCCUCUUCUUCCUCCUCAGAUGAUGGAGGAUCACCAAAAACUGAAGAUUCUGUCAGUGAUAGAAGUCCUAUCAGGAGGAAAAGAACAUUGUUUCGAAAAGUUGGUGAUCUCAUAAGGAGGAAAAGUUUUCAUAAAACCAUCCACUGAAUAGGCCUUUGUUCUGUAUAUACAUAUUGAAUAUGCUUCAUUUUUCUUUAUCAGAAAAAACUGUACAAACAUGAGUUUAAGUUCUUCCCAUUAAUAGUGUAAGUUGCUCGGACUCUCUAAAAACGUUGUCACACUCGUGUCAAAUCCUCCAAAAAUACACCAUCUUUGAAGGAUUUGACGCGCAUAUGAUGACAGUUUGAAGAGUCCGAGUAACAUAUAUCAGGUUAAGUAAGGCUAACAUAGUUGCCUAAAAAAUAAAUUACUGUAAUAACUUGCUGUACAUAAUCAGAUUACAUUGAUAGCGUAAAGAAUUUAUAAUAUCAGUAUGUAUGAGUUAAAAGUUUAAA
This is a messenger RNA of Solanum lycopersicum (tomato), 2507 nucleotides long. RefSeq names its product WEB family protein At5g16730, chloroplastic-like. The record is from RefSeq and is a predicted model, not a curated record. NCBI's taxonomy places the organism in Eukaryota, Viridiplantae, Streptophyta, Magnoliopsida, Solanales, Solanaceae.